This is a messenger RNA of Sardina pilchardus (European sardine), 1233 nucleotides long. RefSeq lists its product as uncharacterized. The record is from RefSeq and is a predicted model, not a curated record. The transcript is spliced from 3 exons. The coding region runs from base 1 to 1233 and encodes 410 amino acids. Lineage: Eukaryota; Metazoa; Chordata; Actinopteri; Clupeiformes; Clupeidae.
AUGGCCAACAAGAUGAAGAAGCCUCAGACCGAAGAGGAAAAUGUUGUUGGCCACAUACAUAGUGUGUCGCCCAUUAAAACCUCAGACCAGAAUGUGCAAUAUUUUGAAGCCAUCCUCCAGACUGGGCGGGAGGAUUUUAACAGGGUGGUGGUUUUUGCAUCCAAGAAGAGGAACGAGUUUGUCCAAGCAGCAGACAACAGGCAGGCGGUUCGUCUGGUUCGAGUGAGAAAAAGCUUCAGCUUUGGCAACCCUGGUGGAUUUGACGUGCUCGUAUCCAGUAACAGCAGCGUUCAGGUGGCGGAGGACCUGGAGUUUCCUAGGAGGAAUCCGACCAGCGCUGAAGAGUUGACUGUGGCCCAAGUGUUGACCCUGGGACCCAAGCAGCGAGUGGGCACGAUCAACGUCAGGGUGCUGAGGGCCACGGCUCACAGGGUGGUCCAGGUACGAGAAACCUCCUGCGAGUUGCGAGUCUUCGAAGUAUGCGACGCAACAGGGCAGACCUCGUUGACGGUGUGGGAUAGGCUCAUCGUUUCCGUGCAGGACGGAUGGUCGUAUCGUUUUCAAACACUUGCUACAAGAAAGGAGGGAGACCGGACCGUGCUCACCACCACCCCGUCCACGACGGUGACACCAACGACAGAGGUUGGUCAGCCUGCAGUCUUGAGGCCGGUUUCUGUUGGAAAUGAAGAGGUUGUCCGGGGACCUGUUGUGGGCGUUAAAAUUCUGGCCAAGCCGAGUUGUGCGAGGUGCCACACUGGUCAGGAUAACCUGGUGGUCAGGUGCACCCUGCACCGGUGUGAACGUUGCGACAUGUUGCAGAGAACCGCAGCCUUCAUCAUUUCUUAUUCUGGUGUGCUGAUAGUGCUAGACCGAAAUGGCGAAGAGAGGUCGAUGUCUUUGACCAACUCUGCAAUCUUUGCUUAUGUGAGGGACAACUUCCUGAAUAGCUCUGCACACGACGGCGCUGCCCUGGAGGAGUCGGUGAUGGUGCUCUCGGAGGUGGAGGUGACCAUUAGCUGCGAUGGUCUGGUUGUGUGUUUUGGUGGGACUGUUGCAGCUAAAUCAUCCACUGAGCAGGAGAGGGCCACAGGCGCUUUGGUUCAAGACUCCUCAUCCACUGACCAGAAGAGUGCCAGUGAUGCUGAUGACUCAAGAGAUGGGUCUGCCAUAUGUGUGUCUGAUGAGAUGAAGGUGCUUGAAGAGAUGGUCGAUGAUGAGGAGUGUAGUGAUUAA